UUUUUUCCCAUAACUGAGCGACGAUUUCUUUUUGGGUGAAGAAAGAGACUGGGCUGCGGCGUCUGGAGGGUUAACUUUCAGUAUUCUCAGCCUAAAAGGGGUUUGGGGGGCUAUGAGAUAAAGAUGCCGGGGUCGCUGAGUAAUGAAGACGAGGGACAAGACGACAUGGAUUUUGAAGACGAUAUGCCAGAUGAGGAUGACGAAGGUGAGCGCAACACUGUUCCCCUCACUCCCCUUGACAUCUUUUCUGACAACGACUCCCUCAAACAACAAAAGAAGAAGAAGCCCAAAAAGAUGAAAGAGGGGAAAAUGCCCAAAGUUAAGAAGAGGAAAAAGGAGGGAGGAAUCCAGCCAAGAGUUGACAGCGACCUGGAGGAGACCUCAGAGGUGGAGGAGGAAAGGGAACGGCCAGAAAUAGGCUCAGAGAGUGAGAGCAGCGCGUAUGGUCCAACCAAAAAGAAGAAAAAGAAACCGAAGGAGAAGAAAGAGAAGAAGCCCAGGAAGAAGAAGAGAGAUGAGGAAGAUGACGAUGAUGACGAUGAUGAUGGGAACAUGAAAGAACCCAAAUCAUCCAGCCAGUUGAUGCAGGAGUGGGGUCUGGAAGACGUUCAGUAUGGCUUCACCGAGGACGACUACAAAACCAUCACAAACUACAAGGCUUUCAGCCAGUUCCUCAGGCCUCUCAUUGCCAAGAAGAACCCGAAGAUUCCCAUGUCAAAGAUGAUGACAGUGUUAGGGGCCAAGUGGCGAGAGUUCAGUGCCAACAACCCGUUCAAAGGCGCAUCUGCCACCGCUGUGGCUGCCGCUGUGGCUGCCGCCGUGGAAACAGUUACCGUGGCACAGCCGACAUCUGUCAGCAGCAGCCAGCCGAGCUCUCAGCUGGGGCCAAUCAAAAAAGCCAAAACCAAAGAGGGAAAGGGACCAGGAGUAAGGAAGAGAAGCAAGACUGUGAAGGAGGUGAAGAAGAAACCCAAGCCGAAGAAGACCAAAUCAAAGUCGGGCCAGAGUGGGAAGAAGAAGAAAGCAUCCUCGAGCGAGGAGGACUUCCUGGAGGAGUCAGACUUUGAUGACAUCAGCAUCCACAGUGCCUCUGUGCUUUCUGAUACCUCGGGGGCCGCCACCAAGAAAAAGGCCCGACGUGGGCGGAAAAAAAGGAAAAAGGAAGAUGGUGACGGUUAUGAGACAGACCACCAGGACUACUGUGAGGUUUGCCAGCAGGGUGGAGAGAUUAUCCUGUGUGACACCUGUCCCAGAGCGUACCACCUGGUCUGUCUGGACCCAGAGCUGGAGAAGGCCCCUGAGGGCAAAUGGAGUUGUCCACACUGUGAGAAAGAGGGCAUCCAGUGGGAAGCCAAAGAUGAGGAGGAAGAGGAGGAGGAGCCAGCAGGCGAGGAAGAGGACGACCACAUGGAGUUUUGCCGAGUGUGUAAAGAUGGAGGAGAGCUGCUGUGUUGUGACACCUGCCCAUCUUCCUACCACAUCCACUGCCUCAACCCGCCUCUCCCCGAGAUACCCAACGGGGAGUGGUUGUGUCCACGCUGCAUGUGUCCUCCCCUCAAAGGUAAGGUCCAAAAGAUUCUGCACUGGACAUGGGGAGAGCCCCCGUUGCCAGCUGAACUGCCCGCAGGCCCCGACGGCAAGCCAAAUGAUCCACUGACCAAGCCUCCGCUCAAGGGCCACCCAGAGAGGGAGUUCUUCGUAAAGUGGGCUGGCCUUUCGUACUGGCACUGCUCCUGGGUCAGCGAGCUGCAGUUGGAGCUGUACCAUACCGUCAUGUAUCGGAACUACCAGCGCAAGAACGACAUGGACGAACCUCCGCCGUACGACUACGGCUCCGGAGAGGAGGAGCUCAACAGCGAGAAGAGGAAGAGCAAAGACCCCCAGUAUGCUGUGAUGGAGGAGCGCUUCUACCGCUAUGGCAUCAAACCAGAGUGGAUGGUUAUCCACCGGAUACUCAACCACAGCUUUGAUAAGGAUGGCGAUGUGCAUUACCUGAUCAAGUGGAGAGAUCUGCCCUACGACCAGUGCACUUGGGAGGUCGACGACUUUGACGUCCCAGAAUAUGACGGUCAUAAAGCUUCGUACUGGGACCACAGGGAACAAAUACUGGGGGAGGACCAACGCCCCCUGGUGGUGAGGAAAGGAAAGAAACUCAAAGACGACCAUCCAAAGAGGGAGGUCCCCCCUGAUGCUCCCAUCAUAGACCCAACCAUCAAGUUUGAACACCAGCCGUGGUACAUUAACGCCACCGGGGGAACGCUGCACCCGUACCAGCUGGAAGGCCUGAACUGGUUGAGGUUCUCCUGGGCGCAGGGCACUGACACCAUCCUGGCUGAUGAGAUGGGCCUCGGAAAGACGGUGCAGACGAUAGUGUUUCUCUACUCUCUCUAUAAGGAGGGUCACUCGAAGGGGCCGUUCUUGGUGAGUGCGCCCCUCUCCACUAUAAUCAACUGGGAGCGGGAAUUUGAGAUGUGGGCUCCAGAUUUCUACGUGGUGACUUACACUGGAGACAAAGACAGCCGGGCGAUCAUCAGGGAGAAUGAGUUCACCUUUGAAGACAAUGCUGUGAAACAGGGACGCAAGGUGUUUCGCAUGAAGAAAGACACUCCCAUCAAGUUCCACGUGCUGCUGACCUCCUAUGAGCUGAUCACUAUAGAUCAAGCCAUCCUGGGCUCCAUCACAUGGGCCUGCCUGGUGGUAGACGAGGCCCACCGACUGAAGAACAACCAAUCAAAGUUUUUCAGAAUCCUCAACGGGUAUAAGAUCUACUACAAGCUGCUGCUCACUGGGACUCCUCUACAGAACAACCUGGAAGAGCUGUUCCACCUGCUUAACUUCCUCACCCCCGAGCGCUUCAAUAACCUGGAUGGCUUCCUGGAGGAGUUUGCUGAUAUCUCUAAGGAGGACCAGAUCAAGAAGCUGCACGACCUGCUCGGCCCUCAUAUGCUCAGAAGGCUGAAAGCCGACGUCUUCAAGAACAUGCCUGCAAAGACAGAGUUGAUUGUGCGAGUGGAGCUCAGCCCCAUGCAGAAGAAAUAUUACAAGUUUAUUUUGACGCGGAAUUUCGAGGCUCUGAACUCCAAAGGUGGAGGGAACCAGGUGUCCCUGCUCAACAUUAUGAUGGACCUGAAGAAGUGCUGCAACCAUCCCUACCUGUUCCCUGUGGCUGCUGUGGAAGCUCCUGUAUUACCCAACGGCUCAUAUGAUGGCAACCUGCUGGUGAAGUCCUCAGGAAAACUGACGCUGCUUCAAAAAAUGCUGAAGAAACUGAAAGAUGAAGGACACAGAGUUCUCAUUUUCUCUCAGAUGACAAAGAUGUUGGAUCUACUUGAGGAUUUUCUGGAGUUUGAAGGUUAUAAAUAUGAGCGUAUUGAUGGAGGAAUUACUGGAGGCCUCAGGCAGGAGGCCAUUGACCGCUUCAAUGCACCGGGCGCUCAGCAGUUCUGCUUCUUGCUUUCAACAAGAGCUGGAGGUCUUGGCAUCAACCUGGCGAGCGCAGACACUGUCAUCAUCUACGACUCGGACUGGAAUCCUCACAAUGACAUCCAAGCUUUUAGCAGAGCUCAUCGUAUCGGCCAAAACAGGAAGGUGAUGAUCUAUCGUUUCGUGACGCGAGGCUCAGUGGAGGAGCGAAUCACUCAGGUGGCAAAGAGGAAGAUGAUGCUGACCCACCUGGUGGUGCGGCCCGGCCUGGGCUCCAAAACUGGCUCCAUGUCCAAACAAGAACUGGACGAUAUCCUAAAGUUUGGCACGGAGGAGCUUUUCAAAGAUGAAAUGGAAGCAGCACGAACUAUGGGUGACAACAAGGAGGGUGAGGAGGGCAACGUGAUUCACUACGAUGAUGACGCUAUCUCGAAGCUGUUGGACCGUAGCCAGGACGCCACUGAAGACACUGAGAUCCAGAACAUGAACGAGUACCUGAGCUCCUUCAAGGUGGCUCAGUAUGUGGUGAAGGAAGAGGAUGGAGAGGAGGAGGUGGAGCGGGAGAUCAUCAAGCAGGAGGAGAACGUGGAUCCAGACUACUGGGAGAAGCUGCUCCGCCAUCACUACGAGCAGCAGCAGGAGGAUCUGGCACGCAACCUCGGCAAAGGCAAACGCAUCCGAAAGCAGGUCAACUACAACGACACGACCCAGGAGGACCAAGAGUGGCAGGAUGAUCUUUCAGACAAUCACUCGGAGUACUCUGUGGGGUCCGAGGACGAGGACGAAGAUUUCGAGGAGAGGCCUGAAGGUGGACGCAGACAGUCUCGUCGGCAGCUGAAGAAUGAGAAAGACAAACCUCUGCCACCCUUACUGGCACGAGUUGGGGGCAGUAUUGAGGUCCUUGGGUUCAACGCUCGCCAGAGGAAAGCCUUCCUCAACGCCAUCAUGCGCUGGGGCAUGCCUCCUCAGGAUGCUUUUAACUCCCAUUGGCUGGUUCGGGACCUGAGAGGGAAGAGUGAGCGCGAGUUCAGGGCCUAUGUGUCUCUGUUCAUGAGACACCUGUGUGAGCCGGGGGCAGACGGAGCAGAGACCUUUGCUGAUGGAGUCCCACGUGAGGGACUGUCUCGUCAGCAUGUUCUUACCAGGAUCGGCGUCAUGUCCCUUGUCAGGAAAAAGGUGCAAGAGUUUGAGCACGUAAAUGGAAAGCUGAGUUCUCCAGAUCUGAUUCCCAUCGGCAUGGAGCUCAAGAAACUGACUGAGAGUUUAUCUUCUGAUCCCAACACCCCUGUGCCAGCCAGCCCCAUCGCCACGCAGCCCGGCACUCCUGUCCCGCCAGAGAAGACGGAGUCUCUCUUGGGUCCCGCUGAAGACAAGGAGACCACAGAGCAGGACAGCAAGAAACCAUCAGAGCAGGAAUCCUCCAGUGCAGAGCCAGCAUCUGCACCUGAGAAGGCAGCUGAUGGAGAAGAGAGCAAGGCCAGCUCAGAGGAGAAGACAGGAGAUGAGAGGGACACAACCGAGUCACCCUCUGCAAAGACGGAGCCAUCUGCCAACUCGAAAGAGCUUGCUUUGAAACAGACAGAGCUAUCAUCCAGUCAGACCUCACCUAAAACGGAGCCCUGCAAAGAAACAGAAAAAGGAGAUAGUGAUUCUCCUCAGGCGAAAACUGAAGACAAGGAAAAUAAGCCAGCUGUUGCAGAUGAUAUGAAGAGUGAAGAUGCAUUAGAGGGCCGAUUAAACGGAGACAAAGACACUUUGGACGAGAUGGAUGAGAGCAGGAAGGAGGACAAGAAUGGAUAUAAAGCCAAGUUUAUGUUUAAUAUUGCUGACGGAGGUUUCACAGAGUUGCACACCCUCUGGCAAACCGAAGAGCGAGCGGCGCUGUCUUCUGGAAAGAUGCACGACAUCUGGCACCGUCGCCAUGACUACUGGCUUUUAGCUGGCAUCGUAACACACGGAUAUGCUCGUUGGCAAGACAUUCAGAAUGACCCACGUUAUGCUAUUUUGAAUGAGCCCUUCAAGACCGAGAUGCAUAAGGGCAACUACCUAGAGAUGAAGAACAAGUUCCUGGCUCGCCGCUUUAAGUUGUUGGAGCAGGCUCUGGUGAUUGAGGAGCAGUUGAGGCGGGCAGCUUACCUGAAUAUGACCCAGGACCCCAGUCACCCGGCCAUGGCUCUCAACACUCGCUUCGCCGAGGUGGAAUGUCUGGCAGAGUCCCACCAGCACCUGUCCAAAGAGUCUCUGGCCGGGAACAAGCCUGCCAACGCCGUGCUGCACAAAGUCUUGAACCAGCUGGAGGAGCUCCUGAGUGACAUGAAAGCUGAUGUGACCCGACUGCCCAACAUGCUGUCCAGGAUCCCGCCGGUGUCGGCCCGUCUGCAGAUGUCUGAGAGGAGCAUCCUGAGCCGCCUCACCAGCCGAGGGAGCGAGCCUCCACCGCAGCAGCCUUUCAGUCAGGGCGGGUUCGGCUGCUCUCAGAUGUACAGCAGCAGCUUCGGUGGAGGAUUCAGAGGACCGGGUGGACAGCCGAUGGUCAACUACAGUCAGAUGCCUCUGGGGCCCUACGUCAGCGUGUCGUCUAACGGCCCUCCACCCCCAACAAGCCAUCUGGACAAGAAGUCACUCGACUCCUUGAGAGACGUGGCUACGCCCGACCUCAAGUCGGGCAAACCUAGUGAUGUCAUCUGCAUUGAGGACUAGGCCAGCUCUGCAAAACUGACCCGAGGUCAGAAAACUCCCAGGGAUGGAAUCCGUGUGGAUGACAGCCGCCCAUCUCCUCCUCCUCCUCCUCUUUCUCCUGCUCCUUCCUGACUUCAAACCUACAGAGCUCUCUGAGGCGAUUCACUUUUUGAUUAAUGCAGAUGUAUCUAUCCUAACAAUUGCACUUUUAUCUUUUCGAGGAUCCUAUAGAAGUAUUUCAGUCGAUAUUUGCUUUUGUUAACCAGUGCUGGAGAGCCGAGGAUCAGGAGGGGAAAUGAAGAAGCCUUUCUGAAGGAGGAUUUUUAUUUUCAGCCCCGUGCUGCGAGGCGAAACUCAUGACUUGAGUUUUCCGAUGCUCUUGAUUGGGGCUCAUUCUAAUCUUGGAAUGUGUGUUUUGUUCGCGCCAGACUUUUUCAUCCUGCGUGCGCCCUGUUGCUUUUCUCCAUCUGCCUAUUCACUGUACACUGUGACUGUGCCCCGCUGGAGCGUGUUCCCUGUGAGGAGGAGUGUAGGACGUCUUCAGUCAUGGUCUGAUAGGUUUUUUCUGAGGGCCAAUAUUGUUACUUUAAAUGAAUAAGUGUUUUUGUCAUUCAUGUAGUAACCAGUGGAUAAAGUAUUGAUUUGAAAGCAUCAAAAACUAUUAUCAUGUAUGCAGUAGCUGGACACACAGUCUGUCUGAAUCCUCUAAAGACUGCCACCCGCUGUUCAUCUGGAGAAAGUAAUCUCCGCAAAAACCUGCAGUACCUGUAACCUGCGUGGGUUGGCUUCUUGUACUGUAUAUACUCAGAGACUGCUGUUUAUUUUACCUCACAUAGGUCUAAUCAUAGUGAAAAUAUGUACUCACACACACACACACACACACGGAUGAAAUCAGAAGCCUUGCCAACGUACGUGAAGAUGGAGCAGAGGAGAAAAAGCCGCAGGAGUGGCAAAAUUUUUAAACGCAUUUCAGAGAAGACUGAGUAUUUCUGUGUACGGUACAAUAUUUGUGAUUCUUAUUAUAUUUGAAUGUUAGUAGUGGCUGUAGAGCUUAACCCUGGGGCCAUGACCAGUGGGACUGCACUAUAAACAGGAACUCAUCUGGUCCACAUCCACACACUGUACAGGGCUCUUUAACGUUCAGAGUCCUGAGUGGAGAUUUUACGUACAUCCCAGGGACUUUUCCCCAGCUCCCUUUCAUCGUUAGAACCGCAUAAGAACAUAUGUGCUUACGGCGCAGCGCCACUUUAAGUCGAGUAUUUGUCGCUAAGAUGAGCUUUUUUGUUUGCUUCUCUUUACGUUGAGGUUAAAUAAGAUGUGUUAGGUCACUUGGUGCCAUUAGAGGAGAUGAUACUGUAUGAUUUGUUCUUUGAUGCGGUGUGUUUCCAACACAGAGCUGAAGACUGACAUUAGGGCUGGGCGAUAUGGGAAAAAAUAUAAAU
Molecule: messenger RNA, 7544 nt
Organism: Plectropomus leopardus (leopard coralgrouper)
Lineage: Eukaryota; Metazoa; Chordata; Actinopteri; Perciformes; Serranidae
Gene: chd5
Product: chromodomain helicase DNA binding protein 5
Biological process (GO): chromatin remodeling
Cellular component (GO): chromatin; NuRD complex; nucleus
Molecular function (GO): ATP-dependent chromatin remodeler activity; ATP binding; DNA binding
Source: RefSeq, a predicted model, not a curated record